Molecule: messenger RNA, 456 nt
Organism: Phragmites australis (common reed)
Lineage: Eukaryota; Viridiplantae; Streptophyta; Magnoliopsida; Poales; Poaceae
Product: pathogenesis-related thaumatin-like protein 3.3
Exons: 2
Coding region: 1-456 (151 amino acids)
Biological process (GO): defense response
Cellular component (GO): extracellular region
Source: RefSeq, a predicted model, not a curated record
AUGGCGCCGGUGCCGUGCGUAGCUCUCUCUGAAAAGUUGGUGGUGGCGGCCCCGGCCUGGGGGUUUUGGGGAGGCGACGUGGAGAGCGCUCCCGUCCCCAUAUUGGUAGAGUCUGCUUUGUGGUUGUGGACGGGGUGCACCUUCGACGGCAGCAGGCGCGGGACGUGCGACUGCGGCGGUGGCGGCUGGCCGAGUACACGCUCGGGAGCUCGGACUACAUAUAUCCACAUCUCCCUCGUCGACGGCUUCUUCCAGUGCAGCGGCAAAGGGCCCCACCUGCGCGGGGCGGCCGACGUCAACGCGCAGUGCCCCGCCGAGCUCAAGGUGCCCGGCAGCUGCGACAGCGCGUGCCAGAAGCUCAGCGGCGACACCUACUGCCGACGAACUACUCCAAGUUCUUCAAGGGGCUGUGCCCAGACGCCUACAGCUAAUGUUUCUCGAGAUAAAGAGGAGUAA